AUGAAGACUAUCAUGUCAGAGUAUGGAAUACAGUCGGCAGAAUCAGAAAAGACAAUGGAUUCAAAUAACCUUUCAGAAGCUGAAGACUAUGAAAGAUUUGGAUAUAAUUAUGGAUGGGCAAGAAGCAGAAAAUUUUUGAAACAGUUGGUGAAGGAUAACAUUGAUUUAUCAUUAGUAGAGUACGAAAUUUUAAGACAUCCAAAAAACAAAAGACCAAAAUCGUGGAGACAGUGUUUUUUGAUCGGUCUUCGGAGUAAUGUACUGCAGAUAUUUAUGUCAUUGUUGGUGUUACUUGAUGCGGGGAUUGUGAUCAGUGAGAUAGUUUUGGAAAUCCAAUCACUUCAAACAUAUAAAAGUAAUUUUCGUACACAACUAGAAGAAUUUCGUGAUAUUGUAUGUACGUUAAUGUAUAGUACUGCACCUUAUAUAGAAUUACCUUCUCAAUGUUAUUCUGAUGAAUAUGCGCCACAUUUUGUAAAAUCUAAUGUAAAGUUGAGGAAUGUUUCAGUGUAUAAUAAUGGUAUGAAGGAUCGAACAUUUUUAGAUGAAGAAUCAAAUCGUGUAAAAAUAUUCACAAAUGAAUCAAAUUUUACAAAUCCAAGCCCUCGAAUAGAAAUUCAAAAGUUUCACUUACAUACUACUGGUCAUCUUGAAAAGGAUGAUGAACUGCUGAUGGAUAUAUGCAAUUUCUUAUCACACUGGUACAAAACUUUUGGAUCAUCUAUAAAAUGUAUUUUAGAAAACGAAGCGGAAUAUAGAAAGAGAUCAUAUGUACAUUUAGAGUCAGCGGACACAUCAAAAAUUACUUUGACAAACAAUCUAACAAAAACUACACAUUCAAAUGAAACUUUUGAAAUAAUUCCUAAAAAAAACAAGACAGAUCAGUAUUCUUCCCAUUUAUCUUCAUCAUCACCUACUUUUGUAUAUAUUUCUGAUUCAAGUGAAGAUGCACCUGUAAUGGAAUCACAUCCACAUUCAAAUGGCCUAGGUUCUGAAGGAUUUUGUGGAGAUUCACAUAUGAAAACGCGUCAGCUUGGUGCAAGAGCAAUGCAUGAAGCUUCAGAAAUUCUGCAUUUUCUAAGCAUUGCAAUCACAGCCUUAUUCUUUUUAUGUGUACUGUUGAAAGUAAUUUGCCUUGGCAAGGAGUUUUUCCGCGAUACAAAUGAAUAUUUCGAUGGAGCAAUCAUAGUGGCAUCCCUUGCAUCCGAUGUUUUGUAUGUUCGUUAUGUAUCCGAGACUGCAGCUGCAAUGGUUGUCCUGUUGUUAUGGAGAAUAAUACGAAUAAUCAAUGCACUAAUGAUGCACAAAAAGCAACAAUAUGAAUUCAGAAUAGCAAUGCAGAAGCGAUCUAGAAGGGUGAUGGGUAGAAAAAUGGAAGUUAUUCGCACAGAGAAAGAAAUGCAGGAUAAGCAUAUACUUGCACUAGAAAAUUUGCUCAAAGAAAUGGGAGUUUCAAGUGAUACAAUACGCAAGUGCAAACCUUUGUAUAAAAAGUGUACAAAAGAACAAACAAACAAUGCUUUAAAAUCAAUUGCAGCCUUAACAACUGGUUUUAUGGGUGGUCUGGUUGGUGCACCAUCACAUGUUCAAGGUGUUUUAUCACGAUAUAGCAGGAGCAAAUUUUCUAGCACACAAAAUUUUACACAAUCAACCUUCUCACAGUCCGAAUCACUCAAUGUUUUAUCCAAAUAUCAGCGUGAAUCAGUGCCAAGACCAAGAGCAUUAAGUUUAAAUCCCCAAGAACACUGGAGUUCACUUCAAGAUAAACAAUUUCGAUCCUUAUUGUUACAGAGUGAAUCUACUAACAGAUUAAACAAAGAUUCAAGUGCGAUGAAAUAUACUAAUGAUGAAGAUAUUUUGUGUGACAAGGCAGAAAAGUCAUCAGCAUCAAUAUUUUUAAGACAUACAUCAGAUGAUACAUUAAAUGAGUCUCUAUCAUCUAACUACUACACUAGCUAUACUAAGGGUCAUUAUUUCCUGAAAACAUUACCUAUUUUAUUCAAAAAAGCCUUAAAUAUAAACAAACACAAAACAAAUAUUUUGGAAGAAGAAGGUGAAACAAUUGAACAGGAAAAUGAUGAGCACAUUAGACAAAAACAAAGAGAAAAUUAUGCUUUGCAUGAAUUAGAUCAACCUCAUAGAACAAAUAACUCAUACCCACACUCACAAACCACAUCAACCGUACAAGAAGUAUUAGAACUAGAUGAAACAUUACCGGUAUUCAGUUUAGGUAAAUCUAAUGGAUUAACGGAUUCCACAACAGAAAUUAUAUACAUGAAAGAUAAUACAGUUGGAAGUGAUAUCAGUAAAGGCUACUGGGCAUCAUCAGAUAUGAUUGAAAGCAUAAACACUAGUUUAUCACAUACUACUAACAAUCAUCAAAUUAGUAGUUCUGUAAAUAAACAAUCAUUGAAACCAAAUAACAAAACAAAAAACAGUAUAAACAAUGUGUACAAUGAACUGCCAACCAGCAGAAAAGAAUCUGAUGAACAAAUAUGGAUACUUCAACCAGGCUAUAUCUGGUGUCAGUCUGAAAAUCAAGCAAAGUUAACCAUAAGAAAUGAAAAACAUUCUACUUUGAAGUCCCCUCCAAAUACAAAACCUCCAGUAAUGAAGAUUAAACGUAUACUUUCAAGUAAUAAAUCAUUGAAGAGCUCCAUAAAGACAAUGUCAUCGAAAAACAAACAAGCUAAUUCCUAA
Molecule: messenger RNA, 2700 nt
Organism: Heterobilharzia americana
Lineage: Eukaryota; Metazoa; Platyhelminthes; Trematoda; Strigeidida; Schistosomatidae
Source: the annotation of a GenBank genome assembly